Molecule: messenger RNA, 8728 nt
Organism: Chelmon rostratus (copperband butterflyfish)
Lineage: Eukaryota; Metazoa; Chordata; Actinopteri; Chaetodontiformes; Chaetodontidae
Product: desmoplakin-like
Exons: 24
Coding region: 99-8207 (2702 amino acids)
Biological process (GO): intermediate filament cytoskeleton organization; cell-cell adhesion; skin development
Cellular component (GO): cytoskeleton; intermediate filament; plasma membrane
Molecular function (GO): structural molecule activity
Source: RefSeq, a predicted model, not a curated record
CGCAACAGGGGACGGGGAAGGGAGAGUCAGUCCUCUGUGCCCGAGGAGCGAUUAAAACCCGCUUUUUAAAACAGAAAACAACAGCGCAAACAUCAAGUAUGUACAGCUCCACUUCGAAACUGGCCACCAUGGGCCAGAGGAGCAACUCGCGACCGGAUUUGGCGAGCGCGAGCUUCAGAAACGACCCGUUCGUCGGCGGCUUCCAGGGGGAUUACCAAGAAGGAGACGGCGGAGGGUACACCUACACCACCUUCUCCAGGUCCUCCAUGCACGGCGGGGUCCCAGGACAGAAAAUACUCGUUAGCAUGGGUGGGGGCGGAGGUGGCGGAGUGAGUGUGCAGGCUAUUCAGCAGAGGUCUUUGUUCCUGUCAAGCCAGUGUCAAGAGUACCUGCAGCGAGCGAAGAUGAUUCUCCACAGUGGGGGUCCGGCCAUGGAGGCAGACAAGCUGUUGAUCAUGGCUGCAGAAACCAUGGAUCAGAUGAAGCUCUGUGGCAGAGAGCUGCAGCAAAUGCGUGUACAUACUGACAUCUUCAGAACUUUAGAGCAGUUCCAGCACAUGCAUGCCGGGAUUCAACAGCAAUUACUCGGUGGUAUAAACAAAAGAGCCAACAGGGGCAGCGUGGGCUCCCUGGAUGGGGGCAGGUUCUUUAACGAUGCCAUGGCCUGGAUUGGCCAACAGAAGCGCAUGAUUGAGACAGCUCCAUGGGGAGAUGACUCCACCACCAUAGAAAAGCAAAUCAUGAGCCACAACAAAAUCCACAGCUCUCUCCAGAGGAGCCAGGAAGUAGACCGUGCCAGAGAUGAACUGAACUCUAAAGGCGACAGGUACAACCUCUCCAUCCUGGAUCAAGAAUGGGACAGUCUGCAGAAAAUGUCCCACAGCCGCGUGAGUCAGCUGCGUGAGCUUCAGAGCAUCAUCGAGGAGAUCUCCCGAGCCAUCAUGUGGGUGAAUGAGAGGGAGGAGGAGGAGCUCGUGUUUGACUGGGGAGACAAGAACAUCGACCAGUACAUCCCCAGAAAGCAGGAGAGCUACUCAGGCAUGAUGAGGGACCUGGAGGAGAAAGAGAAGGAGCUGAACAAGCUGAAGGUGAAAGCAGAUGGACUUGUGAACAACAACCAUCCUGCCUCAGAUAAGAUUCAAGCCUACAUGGACACCUUGCAGACCCAGUGGAGCUGGCUUCUCCAGAUCACCAAGUGUAUCCAUGUUCAUUUGAAGGAGAAUGCUGCCUACAGCCAAUUUUUCAAGGAGGCCAAUGAGACGUAUACGAAGCUGCAGAAGGAGCACGAAACUAUCCGCAGCAAGUUCACCUGCGACAAGAGCACCCCACUGGAAAACCUCACUGAGCUCCUGAGAAAUCUGGAGAGAGAGAAGGAGCGAAUCGUGGAGAAUAAGAGGCAGGUCCAAAGUCUGGUCAACAAAUCUAAAACCAUCGUCAGGCUGAAACCUCGCAACCCAGAGGAGAAGAGCAGCAGCCCCGUCAUGGUCAAGGCCUUAUGUGACUUUAAACAAGACCAGAAAGGAAUUUUUAAAGGGAAUGAGGGCAUCCUGAAGGAUAACUCGCAGCGCAGCAAGUGGCUUGUGACGGGACCUGGGGGUCUGGACAUGCUGAUUCCCUCUGUGUGUCUGCUGAUCCCCCCACCAAACCCGCUCAGUGUCGGCCUUGCCACCAAGAAUGAGCAGUAUUACGAAGCCAUCAUGAGCAUCUGGAACCAGCUCUACAUCAACAUCAAGAGUCUCAUCUCGUGGCAGUAUUGCCUCAAAGACAUCAAUUACAUCAACUCCCUCACGCUCAGCAUGCUGUCUAAGAUGCGUCCUGAGGAGUACCGCAGUAUCAUCAAAAGACUGGAAACUCACUACCAAGAGUUCCAGCGUAACAGCCAAGGUUCUGAGCUGUUUGGGGAAGAGGACAAGAAAAUCAUCCAGGGCCACUUUGAUAAAGCCCAGAACCACUACGACACGCUGAUUAUCCAGCUGCCUGCUUACACAACCAGUACUGAAGAGGUUAAGCCUGAGCCCCCAUCCAAGCCUCUGACUUCCAAGCCACCCACUUCUACCCUCAGCCUUAACCUGCUCAGUAGUCUGCAGGAAAUUCGACGCAGGCUGGAGCUGGCUGAGUCUGGUCUCACCAGUCAUCUCCAUGUUCCCCUGGGGGAAAACAGUGUGUACGAGUGCUCGGUGCUCAUCCAGAGGCUGCAGACCGUGCACCAAGAGUUGGACUCCAUUCAUGAUGAGUACCUGCGACUAAGAGAAAAGAUAAUAAAGCAGCUGGAAGGGAUACCUCCAGACUCCGAGCAAGCCAGGUUCCUCCACUCUGAACUGGAAAUCAUCAACCAAAAACUGGGAGGCCUGCAGGGUCUCUACUCAGCCUAUACUCACAGGCUGUCAGCUCUCCAUGGUUUGCUUCAGAGCCUCAUGCAGGCUGAAGACAUCAUUAAAGUCCACGAGGCUCGCCUGACAGAGAAGGAGACCUCCUCUCUGGACCUUCGAGAGUUGCAAAACUAUCGGAGCACACUUAAGCAAAUGAAAAUUGAGCUGGAGCAAAAAAGAGACCUGCUAACGGCUAUGGAGUCGGACUUGGCUAAAGCAGUGCAGUGGAAUGGUCAAAUCUCUGAGCCCUUCCACAAGUGUGACAUUGACUUGUCCAAGUACUCAGAGCUGGUGGGUCAGAUGUCUGAUCGCUGGCGCCGCAUUCAAACCCAGAUUGAUAGCAGAGUGUGGGACUUGGAGAAGCAGGAGAAACAGCUGAAUCAUUAUCAGCAGACCAGCACCUCCCUGGAACAGUGGAUAGACAAUGCCAGGAAGCGUCAGGACGUGCUUCAGACGGCUAGGCUCAGUGACAUCCAGACUCUAAUGGAUCACCUCAACCAACAGAGGGCUCUUCACACUGAAAUUAAAGGAAAGCAGGAGACAGUAGAGGAUGUGCAGAAAGAGGCAAACACCUGCGCCGCCUCCAUAAAGGACUAUGAGCUGCAGCUGGCUUCCUACAGCUCAGGCCUGGAAACUCUGCUUAACAUUCCUAUCACGAGAACAAUGCUUCAGUCCCCCGCUUCUGUGAUCAGACAAGAGGCGGCUGACCUCCAGUCCCGCUACAUUGAGCUACUUACCCGCUCUAGUGACUACUACAAGUUCCUAGGGGAGCUGCUGAAGAACAUGGAAGAGCUUAAGAUCAGGAACACCAAGAUUGAGAUGCUGGAGGAGGAACUGAGGCGUCUAAAGGAGGACAUCCAUGAUCGCAACCAGAAAAAUAAAAGUCUGGAGGAUGAGUUGGCUCGCUGCAAGUUUGAGCUUUCGCAAUCGAAGGACCAGCUCCUUUCGAUGGAGGAAGUGAAAAGAACCACAGUGAUGCAAGUUAACGCUACAAAGGAGAGCCUGGACAGCACACACAACCAGCUUCAAGAUCUUAAUGACCAGCUGACGCGUGUAAAAUACCAGCUGGAUGAGGAAAAGAGGAAAAGAAGGUUGGCAGAGGAACGCUACAACAGCCAGCAAGAAGAGUAUGAGGCGGCUGUUCGUCGCAGACAGAAGGAACUGGAAGAACUCAACUGGACCAAGAUUGACUUGGAAAAGGCAGUGAAGGACAAGGAACGUGAACUGGAGAGGAUGAAGAUACAGCUAGAGGAGGAAGCCACACGUCGACGAAAUGCUGAAGCAGAGAUCUCAAAGGUAAGAACACAGUGCAACCAGGAGGUUAAUCAACUUAAGCAGACAUAUGAAACAGAGAUCCAUGUUACCAAGACCACGAUCCUGAAGGCCUCACAACAGAAGGAAGAGGAUGUGGCAGAACUGCGCCUGCAAGUUGACAGACUCACUGCUGAGAAGAGAGAUAUGGAGGACGAGCUGAGGAGACUGAGGCAGUCCAUUGCUCACACAGAAGAGCAGAGAAGCAGAGCAGAGCAGGAGGCCAGCCAGCAGAGGGCCUCAGUGACACAAGAGACAAGGAUGCGCAGUGAGCUGGAGGUUCAGCUGAGAACACUUGUGCAGCAGAGAGGAGACGAUGAGCUCAAACUAAAAGAGGCCACCAAAAACAAUCAGGAAAUGUCCCGGCAAAUCAGCAAGCUAACAUUUAACCUGGAGGAGGGGGAGAAGAAGAGGAGAGCUCUGGAACUGGAAAUUAGUCAUCUGAAGCAGGUUGAGGCAGAGCUCAAGUCAAAGAACACCUCCUAUCUGGAAGCAGUUAACAAGCUGAAAGUGUCUGAGCAGGAGAUCCGCAUCACCCGAGUAGAGCUGGAGAAGCAGACCAGUGAGAAAACCAAGGCUGAGCAGGGUUCUUCCAGGCUGCAGAGCCGCAUCCGGGACCUUCAGUGCUCUCUGGAUGGGAUGGAAGCUGAGUUGGAGAAGCAAAAGAAGGCAACCCAGGAGGAGUUCACACGUAGAAAGAGAAUAGAGGCAGAGUUGGAGAGAAUGACACAUACUUGCAGAGAGCACACCACCACAAUUAACACACUUAAAUCUGUCCAAGUAGAGGUUUCCAGCUAUGGAAAGAAGUAUGAGCAGGACAUCAGUGCCCUCCAGGAGGCUCUGGACAAGAGCCUGAGGGAGCAUAAAGUCACCAAGCAGGAACUGGCAGCUGUCACAGCUGAGCUGAGGGCACUUAAAGCGAAGCUCCAGCAGGAGCAGGCUCGAAUUCUUGAGCUCAACCAACGUAACGAGAGCCUGUAUAAGACCAUUGAGGAGAAGAGCCGCCAACUUAACGAGUACACCAAUGAGAUCGAAAAGCUGAAGACUCUGACACAAAACCUGACAAAGGAGAGACUGAGGUUGGAGGAGGAGCUGAGGGCAGUGAGACAGGAGAGAGAUAACCUGAAUCUUAGCAAGAACGCUAUUGAUGAAGAAAGUGCCACUCAGAUCUCAUCCUUGCAUGUCCAGCUUCAGAGUAGCAACAAGAGGACAGCGGAGCUCCAGGCUCUCAUCAGUGACCUCACCAAGGAGAGGGAAAAGCUUAAUUUGGAAAUAGACAAAUUCCAAAAGCAAUCGAUUGAGACAUCCAUGAUGGCACAAGAGUCCCAAAGCCAGUACAGUGACCUGCUGAUGGAAAGGGACAGUUUGCUAACCAAGCUUAAACUGCUGGAGCAGGACAAGACCCGACAUCAGCGCCUAGAAGACGAGUUCACCCGCAUCAAGCUCUCACUCGAGGCCGAGCUCCGCAACAAACAGCGGCUGCAGGAUGAAAAGGAUACCAUCCUCAAAGACUUCAACUACAUGAAGAGCCAGUACGAGCUGCGUGACUCCAAGAUUAGGCAGUGUGAAUCAGAUAGAGACAAGGCUGAUCGAGAGAAGCUCUCCCUGAAGAGUGAGAUCGAGAAGCUCAUGAGGGAGCUAAAGAGUGUAGAGGAGAGGUACAAGAGUCGUCUGUUGAUCUCUGAAAAGGAGGCAUCAGACCUGGCUCUCAAGAGAGAUGCCCUUGAAAGAGAAAUACAGAGGCUGCGGCAGAAACCCAGCUGUAUGUGCAGGCAGACCCAGACAGAUGAGAAGGUCCCAUCAAUCGAUCCAUCCAAGCUGAUAUUUGAUGGGGUGCGCCGCAAAGUCACAGCCCACCAGCUAUGUGACUGUGGUAUAAUCAGUAAAGCCACUCUAGAACAGCUCCUAAAGGGAAGAAAGACAGUGGAUGAGGUAGCUUUGGACAUCCAGCUUAGUCUAAAGGGUACUGGCAUCAUUGCUGGCAUGAUGACAGAUUCUCAAGGGAAAAUGCCAUUCACUGAAGCCAAAAACAAGAAACUUCUCAGCUCAGAGAGUGCCCUCAUGCUCCUAGAAGCUCAAGCAGCAACAGGCUACAUGGUGGACCCCACAUUUAAUGAGAAGAUGCCUGUGGAUACUGCCUGUUCAAGGGGGAUUGUAGACACAGAAGACAGGGACGCGUUGGUGACAGCCGAAGCAGCUAGUACAGGCUUCAAAGAUCCAUACACUGGCAAAGUGUUAUCUGUGGGUCAGGCUUGCAAACAGGGCCGUAUAGACAAAGACACAGCCAUCCGCUUGCUCCAGGCUCAGGAGUCUGUUGGAGGCAUAUUGGACCCCGUUCUGAGUGUGUUCCUUCCAAAAGAUCUGGCCUUGGAUCGCAAUCUCAUUGAUGAGGAGCUUUACAGGGCUCUGAACAAAAAACCCGCCUGCUACCUGGAUCCAGCAACAGGAGAGAAGAUAAGCUACACUGACCUCAGAAAGAAGUGUACCGUGGAACCAGUUGCUGGCUUGCUUCUGCUUCGUGGUCCAGAAAAUCCCAUGACAGUGAAGGGUAUCCGUGGUCAAGUCUCUGUUGCAGAGCUCAUCGAUUCUGAACUGUUAGAUGAAACUGAUUUGCAGAAACUCAGCCAGGGCAAGCUCACCACCAGAGAAAUUGAAGACAAGCUUAAGUCCUAUCUCUAUGGCAGCACCUGUAUUGCGGGGAUCUAUGAUGAGGUCAACGAUCGAGUACUGCCUUUCUAUCAGGCAUUAAAGGAAGGUCUGCUCAUGAGAGGAACCACCCUGGAGCUUCUUGAGGCCCAAGCUGCUUCUGGCUUCAUUGUUGAUCCAGUCAACAAUGUCUUCUUGACGGUAGAAGAGGCUACAAAGAGGGGCCUGAUAGGAAAGGAGUUUAAGAAUAAGCUGUUGUCGGCAGAGAAGGCAGUAACUGGAUACAAAGAUCCAGCCACAGGAAACACAAUCUCCCUCUUCCAGGCUAUUGAGAAAGAUCUUAUUGAGAAAGGUCAUGGAAUCCGUCUUCUUGAGGCCCAAAUUGCCAGCGGUGGGAUUAUUGACCCCAAAGAGAGCCACCGUAUUGAUGUCGCUGUUGCCUAUAAAAGGGGAUAUUUUGAUGAGGAGAUGAAUGAGAUCCUAUCUUAUGAAGGAGAUGACACAAAAGGAUUCUUUGACCCAAAUACUAAGGAGAACCUGACAUAUCUUCAGCUGAAGGACAGGUGCAUCACAGAUAGCAAAACAGGCCUAAUACUCCUGCCACUCACUGACAAGAAGAAGCCCCAGAAGUCGGAGGAGAGCCGUACCAAUGUCCUUCGCAAGAGGCGGGUUGUGAUCGUUGACCCAGACACUGGGCUGGAGAUGUCAGUGAGGGAGGCCUAUCACCGGGAGCUAAUUGACUUUGACACUUUCCUGGACUUGUCAGAGCAGGAGUGUGAGUGGGAGGAAAUAACUAUCAAGGGGUCUGAUGGCUCUGCACGUUUGGUGAUAGUAGAUAGAAAAACAGGAACCCAGUAUGACAUAAAGGACUGCCUGGAUCAUGGUAUCAUUGACCAGAAGUCUCUAGAUCAGUAUCGUGCUGGAAAGCUAACCUUGACCCAACUUGCUGACCAAAUUACAAAAAGAACCAGCAGCACUGAGAUGACCAUUGCAGCCAGCAAUGUUGAUGACAUGGUCACCUGCAGCAGUCCCACCUUUGCCGCACCAUCUUCUCCUACUGUCCGUAAACGCUUCAGCAGUAUUUCUAUUACUGUUUCUCCCCCUGAGAUGUUUGAUGACCAGAGCCCUGUGGCUGCUAUAUUUGACACAGAGACCUUGGAGAAAAUAACUAUUGCUGAAGGGCUCCGAAGAGGCAUAGUUGACACUCUUACGGCACAGAGACUGCUGGAGGCCCAGGCAUGCACAGGUGGUAUUAUCAACCCUGCCACUGGUGAGAGACUGUUGCUGCAGGAAGCUGUCCAUCAGGGAAUCAUUGACGAAAGCAUGGCCACUAAACUGAAAGCUAGCCAGAAAGCCUUUCUUGGUUUUGAGGAUGUGAAGACUAAAAGAAAGAUGUCUGCAGCAGAGGCAGUGAAGGAGAUGUGGCUGCCUUAUGAAGCUGGCCAUAGAUUUUUAGAGUUUCAGUACCUGACAGGUGGCCUGAUAGAGCCUGGGACUGGACGUCGCAUCUCAAUUGAAGAGGCUAUCCGCAAAGGAUGGCUAGAUGGUCAGGGAGCCCAGAAGCUUCAGGAUGCAAGGAACCACAAGAAGAAUCUGACCUGUCCGAAAACAAAACUGAAGAUCUCCUACAAGGAAGCCAUGGACAGCUGCAUGGUGGAGGAAAGCAAUGGUAUGAAGAUGCUGCAGGCCUCCUCAAUUUCCUCCAAGGGAAUCAGCAGCCCUUACAAUGUCUCUAACCCAGGAUCUCGCUCUGGCUCCAGGGCUGGUUCCCUUGCUGGCUCCAGGAGUGGAUCUCGUAGAGGCAGUGUGGAUUACUCCUCUACCUACAGCUACAGCUUCUCCUCCAGCAGUACCACCUAUGGCUCCAAUAGUCACUCUUAAUACACAGCAUAGAAAAAUAAUGAAACUAGACUAGUUAUCACCAGCAAUUUCUAUGCAGUUUACUUUUUUAAUUAUUUUUCUGCUACCUUUGAUUCUGAAUUCAUUUAGUACAACUGUUUGUUAAAUGUUUGUAGUUUUUGGUGAGUUGGUGUUUCAAUAUUAAACUUAAUGCAGCGUAUGAUUAAUUAUCUUAUUGUAACGCAUAAAUGUUGAAUGAAUAUAUUUGUCAUAGCUUAUUUUAAUAUAAGGCUUUUUUUAGAAUUUGACAAAUAUGCUUGUUGACCUCAGCUUUAGCGUGCAGUCAGAAUUAAUUUAGCUAUUUUUUAUUCUUUGUUUUUUGCAGCUUGACUUAUGUAUGUUUUAUUUUUUAGAAAAAGAAAACAUUUGUUGUCAAUUGAAAAUGCUGAGGUUUAGCUUGAAAUAUUGACUUGACGAAGUGAUAAUGAUCGACUAUGAAAAUUCUUUUUAACUACAAUGUUAUUCACAAUUGAUUCAAAAUAAAAUUGUCAUAACAAAUUUGA